This is a messenger RNA of Hippopotamus amphibius kiboko, 752 nucleotides long. RefSeq names its product dynein light chain Tctex-type 1 (gene DYNLT1). Gene Ontology annotation, molecular function: dynein intermediate chain binding. The transcript is spliced from 5 exons. Gene Ontology annotation, biological process: microtubule-based movement. Lineage: Eukaryota; Metazoa; Chordata; Mammalia; Artiodactyla; Hippopotamidae. Bases 44 to 385 code for a protein of 113 amino acids. Gene Ontology annotation, cellular component: cytoplasm; cytoplasmic dynein complex. The record is from RefSeq and is a predicted model, not a curated record.
UGCACUCUACUCAGGGAGGCGGAGGCGACGCGCAGGAGGAAAGAUGGAAGACUACCAGGCUACCGAGGAGACUGCUUUUGUUGUUGAUGAAGUGAGCAACAUUGUAAAAGAGGCCAUAGAAAGUGCCAUCGGUGGCAACGCCUAUCAGCACAGCAAAGUGAAUCAGUGGACCACAAACGUAGUGGAACAAACCUUAAGCCAACUCACCAAGCUGGGGAAACCAUUUAAAUACAUUGUGACCUGUGUAAUCAUGCAGAAGAACGGAGCGGGAUUACACACAGCAAGUUCCUGCUUCUGGGACAGCUCUACUGACGGGAGCUGCACUGUGCGAUGGGAGAAUAAGACCAUGUACUGCAUCGUCAGCGCCUUCGGACUGUCCAUCUGAGCGCCUCGUCCAGCCCGUGAUCUUUCUCCUUUUGUCCCAACGUUUCUCUUCCAUCUUCUCACCACCAGCCAUUUAGUCAGUGGUCACCAUUCUCUUUAAGUGUGUUUUUGUGGCACUCUCAAAAUGUAGAGAAAAAACCAAAUAACCACUGUGCUGUGACCUGCACACCCCAAGUCAGAGGAAUCAUCGCCGUAGGUAGUUAGGAGCCUGUCCUGCCGCUUGUCUUAACUCUGAAUGUUUCUUUUCAAAGGUGCUAAAAGCCAAACUCUGCUAGGGUGAAACUUUCUCUACGCUCUGAAAUGAUUCAAAUACACUAAUUUUCCAUACUUUGUACUUUUGUUAGAAUAAUAAAUUAUUCCAAUUUAAA